AUGGCCUCCCAAGUCAUUCCCAUCAGUCGUCUCAACCUUGAGCCAGAGAUGGUCAAGUGUCCGGCCUGCCAGCAUGUUGGCAAGUCAAUACGGGUCAUGGAGUUGACCUCCAACGGACAAGCUACGACGAGUUGCCUGAUGGGAAUCCUGGCCUGUCUUGCAUGUAACUGCGGGUACAUGACAGCUCCUACGUAUUACUUCCUGAGCCACUACUGCUCUCGCUGUGGGAUCCGGUUCGUUAUUGUACCGUGGUACGAUAACCCUAUUCUUCAUCUGGAACGGUCACUUCUUGUCGACGCCGAGUCCACAGAGAAGGGAGACUCUGGACGAAAGAUUAUGCCAUCACCUCUUGGACCGCCACCACAGUUCAACGAGGACUCAUUGCGCAACUUUGCCAUCCGCUUCAUCUCCUCCACUCCAUCCCUAACCCUUGAGAUUCUUUUGCAAGGCGAUCGCAAGUUUCCCUCCCAGGCUACAGAUGUGGCAUCUUCCAAGAAGCUCUACUAUAUCACUUGGCCUGGUCUUGCGGCUGGGGACCCUGUCGAGUAUACCUCGGGCGAGCCCAUGACAGCGACUCCAGCAAAGCCAGACAGCAAGCAAAUCAAGUCGAUGGCGUCUUGGGACCCCUCAAAGUCGACUCCUCACAUCCGCGUGUCAACAGCCGAGGGCGUCAACCGAGAGGUUGCUACAGCUCAGGUAUUUGCAACCUCAAGGGACUACAUCCUUCACACACUUACAACAGGCCCGGAUGGAGUUGUCAGCUACGUCUCACGUCGAUCUGGUAUCAAGGGACAAAUCUCAAGCAAAUCCGGCUACAUGGUCUGGACUAGUUGUGCUGGCCCACUAGCUUGGAUCGUGCGCAGCGUUCAAGACAAGGAGAUGCAAAAGACUUCCCGUAGGAUCGUCCUGAUGGAUGCAUAUGACAGACUCGUGGGGACGAUUAGCUCAACUGACGAGGAGAGUGUGCGGUUGAAGAUCUACGGAGACUUGUCGUCAGAGCUGAUUGGGGAAAUUCUGGCGAGUUUCUCUGCAGUGUCUUAUACUAUCUGGAACUAUUCACGUCUUGAGGGAACCGAUGAAGGAUGGGGUGUUGCUGCUGGUGCGAUGAGUGUGGCUGGUUUGGGGUUGACAUUGGCUGGCAUCUAA
This is a messenger RNA of Fusarium vanettenii 77-13-4, 1146 nucleotides long. RefSeq lists its product as uncharacterized. Lineage: Eukaryota; Fungi; Ascomycota; Sordariomycetes; Hypocreales; Nectriaceae. The coding region runs from base 1 to 1146 and encodes 381 amino acids. The transcript has 2 exons. The record is from RefSeq and is a predicted model, not a curated record.